AUGGGUAUCUCACGAGACAGCCGCCACAAGCGGUCUGCCACCGGUGCAAAGCGCGCAUACUACCGCAAGAAGAGAGCCUUUGAAAAGGGUCGUCAACCAGCCAACACCCGUAUCGGCACCAAACGUAUCCAUCUUGUCCGCACCCGAGGCGGCAACACCAAAUACCGUGCGCUGCGCCUGGAAAGCGGCAACUUCUCCUGGGGCAGCGAAGGCAUCGCCCGCAAAGUCCGUGUCAUCGUUGUGGCCUACCACCCUUCCAACAACGAACUCGUCCGCACAAACACCCUCACCAAGUCCGCCGUUGUGCAGAUCGAUGCGGCCCCCUUCAGAACUUGGUACGAAGCGCACUACGGCACGAGUAUUGGGCGGAAGCGGACGCAACAGACCAAGGCUGCCGGCGCUGGUGCUGCGGCUGCCGAGGGUGGAGAGACCAAAGUCAGCAGGAGCGUGCAGGCGAAGCGGGAGGAGCGGUUGAAGAAGAGCGGCAAGAUCGAGCCGGCGCUGGAGAGACAGUUCGAGGCCGGCCGUCUGUACGCCGUCAUCAGCUCUCGGCCUGGCCAGAGCGGCAGAGUGGACGGCUACGUUCUGGAGGGUGACGAGUUGGCCUUCUACCAGAGAGCUAUCAGAAAGUGA
Fonsecaea nubica is the source of this 633-nucleotide messenger RNA. RefSeq lists its product as hypothetical. Gene Ontology annotation, cellular component: cytosolic small ribosomal subunit; ribosome. The record is from RefSeq and is a predicted model, not a curated record. Gene Ontology annotation, molecular function: structural constituent of ribosome. The transcript is spliced from 2 exons. Lineage: Eukaryota; Fungi; Ascomycota; Eurotiomycetes; Chaetothyriales; Herpotrichiellaceae. Gene Ontology annotation, biological process: maturation of SSU-rRNA from tricistronic rRNA transcript (SSU-rRNA, 5.8S rRNA, LSU-rRNA); translation. The coding region runs from base 1 to 633 and encodes 210 amino acids.